Molecule: messenger RNA, 687 nt
Organism: Macadamia integrifolia
Lineage: Eukaryota; Viridiplantae; Streptophyta; Magnoliopsida; Proteales; Proteaceae
Product: probable pectinesterase 29
Exons: 3
Coding region: 1-687 (228 amino acids)
Biological process (GO): cell wall modification
Molecular function (GO): pectinesterase activity
Source: RefSeq, a predicted model, not a curated record
AUGAGGCAAAGGCAUUGGUUGGAUUUGAUGAAGGAUUAUGACUGUACUAUCGACUACCACUCAGGAAAGGCCAAUGUGGUAGCUGAUGCAUUGAGUCAGAAAUCACAUACCCUGACUCUUGCGUCACUGACCACCAGUGAGCAUCUCAUCGAAGAGGCCAAGAAAGUAGAUUUGAAACUACUAGUGGAAGGUGUCACCAUGUCAUUAUCAACAUUGAUGGUGCAGCCUAACCUAGUGGAUAAAAUUACUGCAGCUCAAGUUACUGAUGCAGAGUUGCAUAAAUUAAUAGUAGACUGCAAGGAAUGGAAACAGAAGGACCCAGAUUUCUCCUUGAUUGAAGGGGGAAUUCUUAAGUUCGAAGGAAGAUUCUUCUUUGGAUUUCAAGAUACAUUGUGGGAUGCAAAAGGUCGCCAUUACUUUAAAAACUGCCUUAUCGAAGGUGUUGUGGAUUGCACCUGGGGGAAUGGCCAGUCCAUAUAUAUAUAUAUAUAUAUGUAUGCAUAUAAUGAAACUAGGGGCCAAAACUCGGCAAAUGAUAAUAGUGGAUUUGUAUUUAAAGCUGGUAGAGUAUUUGGAAAUGGUAAUGAACAUACCGAUCUUGGUAGAGCUUAUGGAGCUUAUUCUAGAGUAAUUUGGUAUGGAACCAAAGUCUUUGAUGUUAAAGUUCCUGAAGGAGGACAAGCUUAG